Molecule: messenger RNA, 2766 nt
Organism: Xenopus tropicalis (tropical clawed frog)
Lineage: Eukaryota; Metazoa; Chordata; Amphibia; Anura; Pipidae
Gene: sbspon
Product: somatomedin B and thrombospondin type 1 domain containing
Exons: 5
Coding region: 287-1096 (269 amino acids)
Source: RefSeq, a predicted model, not a curated record
AAGUUGCCGCACCUCUUCUUUCUCUCCUCCCUGACAUGUGAGCGAUAAAGCGCUGCCUGUGGGACACAGUACAGACCGUAGCUGGUAGAGGCAAAGUUCCCUUGCGCUUUCUGGCCGGCAGGAGACGUUAGAGCUGCGCCUAGUGAGGGAUUGCGCACAGGAUUGCGCUCUGUAGCAGGAGAGGAAGCGCAGCGCAGGAUGCAGCUGUGACAUCGGAAUCCCCUGGCACUGGUGGCACCUGUGUGUCGUGUUGGUUGCGGCUGCACGGCUCCUAUUUGCGGCAGGAAUGGAAGUGAGGAGCGACAGAAGCCCCUGCGUUUGGACCCUGCUAUUGGGACUCGCUGUGCUGAUCCGCUCGGCUGAAGGGGGGUGCAUGGAAGCUGCAAAGUGCUGCCGGGGCAGAGACAUGAACUGCACCUCCCAGGGCUGGAGGCUGGAUCGGCUCUAUGGCACCUGCUUCUGCGACCAGGCGUGCGGGCUCACUGGCGACUGCUGCUUUGACUACUCCCAGGCAUGCCCAGCUCGUGCCUGUAUUGUGGGUGAAUGGAGUCAUUGGAGUGGCUGUGCUGAUCCCUGCACGCCAGCAUUACGGGUGCGUAGAAGGCAAGUGGUACAGGAGCCAGAAAAUGGAGGAGAUCCCUGUCCUGCUCUGGAAGAAAAGGCUGGAUGUCUUGAGUACUUUACAUCCCAGGGCACAGAAUGUGCACAGUCACAUGUGACGGCUUUCAUCACGACCUUUGAAUACAACAAAUCGAGAAGACGACGGGCCUUGUCUCCUAACUGGGCUACUGAAAAGGAAGAUGCAGGGUACUGCGUGGAGUUUCAGGUGAAAUCGCUGUCUCAGGAUUGCCUGAUAGAAAGUCGCCCUCAUGCCCGCUGGAUGCAGUAUUUGCGGGAAGGAUACACGGUAUGUGUGGCGUGUCAGCAUCCGGCCAUGAAUAUGAGGAACCACCGGUGCUAUGGAGAUGGCCGGAAUGCUAAUGGACUUCUUCACUGGGAGGCAGUGGGAAAUCCUCAAUGUCAAGGAACCUGGAAGAAGUUGAAAGAAGUUGAGAGCUGUUCAUGUCCGUUGGUCCAUAGUUUCAUAUUUACAUGAUACUCCAAAAAAUAUCACACCAACAUGAUGUACAUAAUCCUGGAGGGGCAGUAUUGUAGCCUGAACUGAAUUCAUGGCAAACUAAUCAAGCACUGGAGGUCACUGACACUGACAAGCCGCAAUGAAUUAUGGACCCGCCGAUUAGUGGUGCGGCACAAACCCCGUUAGUCGGUUUCAAUAAAAGGGCAGAGAAGCGUAAGAUUAGGAGAAAGGUGUUUGCCAGUCACUGCAUUCUCCCAUUUCAUGUUUUAUUAAAGAAAAAAAUUUAAACCAUAUAAAGGAAAACUUGCAACUAUAAAGCAGACAUGGUUUUUUUUAGAGGUUAACGGGAAGUAUAUGAAAAUUUCAAGCAACUUUAUUUUUCCCAAGUUGAUUAGAACAGAGGUCCCCAACCUUUUUUUCUCCAAGGACCGGUUGCAAGGAGAAAAAAAUUUCCAUGGACCGGAGGGGGGGAGGGGGGGUGCGCACAGCGUGAAUUGCAGGAACGGUCUUACAUUUAUUUGCGCCUUAAUGUGCGCGUGGCGUUCACUUGCGCAUUCCUGCUUACGGCGCGUUCGUUCGAGGCUUUAAGUGUGAUGCGCGUUGAUUUUUCACCGCUUUGAGUGCGCCGCAUUGGGCUCCAGGGGAACGGCGGCGGCCCAGUGCCAAGCAGUCCACGGCCCGGCACCGGUCUGCAGCCCGGCGGUUGGGGACCCCUGGAUUAGAACAUUCAAGAUUUACAGCCUCAUUGAAAAAUAAUGGAACAAUGUGACUUUGGUUUCCACUCAAAACACGAGUGCAGAAAGAAAGAGAAUUCUUUCCCUCUUUGAAAAAUUGAUAAAUAAGCCUCCAAGUCUCUAAACCUUCUGUAUAAAGUGCAUUUUAGUUUUUUGAUUAAUUUUUUCGCAAAGCGACGCUAAUAACAUGGGCAUUUUUAUAUGGGAAAAAAGAAUAUUUUACUGGACUAGAAUAUCUAGUCCCCUUUUUUGUUCACAUAAAGAAAUAUAUAUUGUACCUUCUUUCAGUCAUGGGAGUCUAGCAGAAUGUACUCAUUAAAUAAUAUUUGGAAAGGUAGAUCUGUUAUCCAGAAUACUUGGAACCUGGGGUUUUGCAGGGGUCUUUCCAUAAUCUGAAUCACCAAACUAAAAAAAAAUGAUUUAAACAUUAAACCCAAUAGGCUUGUUUUGCAUCCAAUAGGGAUUAUUUAUAUCUUAGUUGGGAUCAAGUACAAUGUACUGUUUUAUUAUUACAGUUAAAAAUGAAAUCAUUUUUAAAAAAUUAAAAUGAUUUGCUUAAAAUUGGAGAUGGCCGUCCUGUAACUUGGAGCUUUCUGGAUAACAGCUUUCUGGAUGACGGAUCCCACACCUGCACUACUUUUUCCCCAUAGUGCUACAAAACAACAGCACAAAAGACUGAUUAGGGCUAGGGACAGGGUGUGAAAAUGGGAAACUUCUGAAGUAUCUCCCCCUUGAUGCACCUAGAUCCACAUAUAAGUUUUUCCUUUUUUGUAUUAUUUGUUGGUUGCACAUAUAACUUCAGCUUCUCAGUGAUAUGAAAACAUGUUAUAAAUGGGAAAGCAUAUUAUAUCAUAAACUGUAUUUUGUGUCAGACGGAGUGUUUGUCUUUUAUUCAAAAUGUGGAGCACAAUUAUACUACAAAUGUAUAAGGAAUAAAAUAAUCCCACUCUGUCA